Molecule: messenger RNA, 1433 nt
Organism: Somion occarium
Lineage: Eukaryota; Fungi; Basidiomycota; Agaricomycetes; Polyporales; Cerrenaceae
Source: the annotation of a GenBank genome assembly
AGCGCCUACAUACCGAGCGCUCAGGCUCGAUUUACUGCAUUUGCCUCUUUUCGCCGAAGUACCACUUGUAGCAGGUGAAGUAGUGACCAGUUCGCCGCCAUGCCUAGCGCAGCUCUUGUCCAUGCUGCGUGCUUUGCUGUAGGCGCUCUUGUUGGCGGUGGUGUGGCAGCAACAGUCGCUAAUCGACGCAGGGUGGUACCUCCUCCCCCUCAAUCUUCGUCUGGAACGGUGGUUGCUCCGACGUUACCUUCACCUACGGUGACCGCACCUCAACCUAUAGUGGAUGUUAAAUCUGUAUCUGGUGCAUCCCAAGUGAAAGCUGCAUCGGAAGCACUGGUCAAGGUUGAUACAGGCAUUGUGAAGUAUAGCGAUAUUGGUCCUGUCUCUGACCGGCUUGUCCGGACUGUUUAUGUUGCUGGUUAUGAUCGUCGUCUACGACAUCCGGCAUGGACGGCAGAACAUCUCACUUUAGCCUCGCUCGGAAAGUCUCUCGUUGAACCUCCUCCAGAAGACAGUGAAUCUGCAGACAGAGUGAAAUCUCUGUUUGCCGAGGACAAGUCCAUUCCGGCGCUCUUUCGCGCAAAACUUCAAGACUAUUUGAAAAGCGGAUAUGAUCGCGGUCACAUGGUUCCUGCUGCUGAUGCAAAAAUGUCACAGGCUGCCAUGAAUGAGACAUUCCUUCUGUCCAACAUUGCCCCUCAAGUUGGAGUGGGUUUCAAUAGACAUUAUUGGGCAUACCUUGAAGACUGGUGUCGGCGUUUGACUGCCAACUUUGCUGAUGUUUACGUCUUCACCAUUCCACUAUACCUUCCGAAACUCGAUUCCGACGGCAAGUGGCGCAUGCAUUACGAAGUCAUCGGUUCACCUCCCAAUGUCUCUGUUCCCACUCAUUUUGCUAAGGUAGUACUAACCUCAAGACCAUCAUCUCCGGAGACGCCGGAUGUCCCAGAAAUCUCAACGGGCGCAUUCAUCCUGCCAAAUGCCUCAAUCCCGGAUGAUGCUAGACUAGUGAAUUUCAUCACCCCAGUUGAAACUGUUGAACGUCAUUCAGGACUAAUCUUGUUCUCGGAUGCGGUCAAGAAGUCUUCCAAGCACAUCUGCAAGACGGCCAAAUGUGAAGUGAUUGUGCGUCGCUUCGACGAGGUGCAGAAGAAGCCUGAGACUGUGAAGGCAAUUUCAGGUCCCAAAAAGUUCUAAUGUCUAGUACGCCCAACAGCAUAGGCAUGAUGUAGACAGUUCUGCAAAUACCACAUAGAUUAAUAUAUUAGAAGCCAGCUACUAUAUCCUCAAUCCGCACAACAUAAGGCCCGAUUCCCUGACUCAAGCAAAGUCUAAUGUUCGUGCCGUCUGAGCGAACUUGUCCUAACAGAACGUGCACAUUAUCGAAGGGAUUCAACUUUGAAGAAAGAAAAAAUUAAAGUGAAGGCCAAAGG